This is a messenger RNA of Aspergillus ibericus CBS 121593, 1684 nucleotides long. RefSeq lists its product as uncharacterized. The record is from RefSeq and is a predicted model, not a curated record. The transcript has 2 exons. NCBI's taxonomy places the organism in Eukaryota, Fungi, Ascomycota, Eurotiomycetes, Eurotiales, Aspergillaceae. The coding region runs from base 475 to 1344 and encodes 289 amino acids.
CAUCUUACUAUGCAUGUUCCGGUGGACCGUGGAGAGAAGAUAAACUUCGCGGUGGCCCACUGGUGAGACGCCAUGGACGAGCGACGCACUGUUACCGGGGCAGAUUCAUCAGCGGCGGCGUCAUCCUCCCCCAAACCGCUUCUUUCUUUAGCAACACCCGCUGUGGAGUCGCGAUCGCCCAGCGAGGCUUUGCUCUUUGCACGCCUACUCUCGUCCGUUGUUGAUCCUGCCUUUGACUUUUCUCCUGUUUGUUGUCUUCUUCCACUUUUCAUCUUCUGCUGUCUUCUUCCUCCAUAUCCAGAUACCCCGUACAUGAGGCCCUUCGAAUUCACCUUGAGCUGCAUUCAUCUCGCAGCGGAUCGGCAUCUCAAUCAUCUAUCGACGACUUUAGUUCUCGAUCUCAUACCACGCCGUUGAUCCCCACACCCGCCGCGACCGGAUCGCCUCCAUUGCAGCGCUUCCAACACCAUCACCAUGCGGUCCCGAGCAUCCGUCAAGCCGUCGCAAUACCCUCCGAUCCCGUUUCAUACCAUUCGUGCGACUGGUCUGAUUUCCACUUUCGUCGUGGGCAUUAUCCUGGCCGUAUUCAUUGUCCAACUGCAUAACAAUAACUACAAACUCCCCUGGGCCUUCUUAAUUCUCGUCAUCGCAACAGUCCUCUCCCUCCUAAACUUCAUCCUCACCACUCUCACCCACUGCUGCUAUGGCCUCUCCCCGCGCCUCAACCUCACCACCAACAGCAUCGUCCUCGUGCUCUGGCUCAUCGCCCUCGGCCUCUUAAGCUGGAGCAUGUCCCACACGAUCCUCACAACCUGCAACACCACCUACUGGGGCACCUCAACCGGAAUCAAUGUCUGCCGGAUCUACAAAGCCCUCUUCACCUUCACCAUCGUCGCCGCGACCGCUCACCUCGCCGGCGCCGUUCUCGACGUCAUGGUCUACAGACGGCAAACCCGUCUUGGCGAAUACGAUCCAAUGGCCAGCAGCACCGCCCUAAAUGACUACAAAAUGCACAACCGCUACAGCAGCGCCAUGUCCGGUGGUGCUGGUCCAUACUCAAACGAUGAAUCCCUCUACAACCAGCAGCCCCAUGCCCCCGAGAAUCUGUACCAGAACGCCCCUGAGCCGAUGUACCACCCGAGCCAGCGCAUGCCCCCUCCGCCCGCGUACGGAGCCAGUAGCCUGGAACAACACCAUGCCGGCGAGGCGGAGGAGUACUCGGACACCGCACCGACACAGGGACAGCGUCGGAAGCCGAGAGUGAGGUUUAGUGCUUAUGGGGCGUCUUCGGGAUAUAGUCACCCCUCGGAGCAGACGAGUUACGACCCGGCUGCGUAUCGGUGAAAUGAUCGCGCGAGCCAUACAACAAUACUUGUUGCUUUCGUGUGGAACGAGGCACGAAAACUUUGGGAUCAUCUCCCAACUCUAUACUGAGAACCUUACUGGCUUCCAUGCUAUUCGAACUGAUGUGCUACGAUCUUGCAUUGUAAAUGGUAUAGUUCCUUGACUUGGAUAGGUUCAUAUGCUGGCGGGCGUAAUGCAGGGGUUUCUUUUUUUCAGCGAUGUCAUUUGAUCUUGUCUUCAUAUAGGAUGUUAUUGUGUGUAUCAUCAUAGAUACCAGAAUUUGACUAUACAAUAAGUGCUUCCGUUUCUGCUGCUCGGUUAGGUCAAAGAUUAGCUUGGC